Molecule: messenger RNA, 2185 nt
Organism: Grammomys surdaster
Lineage: Eukaryota; Metazoa; Chordata; Mammalia; Rodentia; Muridae
Gene: Tc2n
Product: tandem C2 domains, nuclear
Exons: 11
Coding region: 22-1491 (489 amino acids)
Cellular component (GO): nucleus
Source: RefSeq, a predicted model, not a curated record
AGUUAUUAGAAAUUGAAAGUAAUGGCAGCAGAAUUUAUAAAGAGUUGUUGUAGAGGAUGUUUUUAUGGUGAAACGGAAAAGCACAAGUUUUCUGCAGAAAGAGACUUUAAAGCAUCAGCCUCAAAUAGCCAAAAUGCCGUCGGUAUACCUCCAUUGACUUCUGUUUUAGUAAAGCCCCAAGUCGGUUGUAAUGAGGAUUAUUUGCUUUCCAAAUUACCAUGUGAUGGUAAAGAAGUACCAUUUGUGGUGCCCAGGUUUAAAUUAUCUUAUAUUCAGCCGAGGACACAAGGAACUCCUUCACAUUUGGAUGAACUGGAAGGAUCUGCUAGAGCAUCUUUUGGAGAUCAAAAGACAGAACUUUGUAGUUCAUUCUACCAUGGACCCAGCUAUGAUGUGUAUAAUCCAUGCUAUAUGUAUCAACACUUUUCACCUGAUUUAAGUAGGCGUUUUCUUUCUCAUCGUGAAACAAAAAAGUUAUAUGGAUCUGUUUGUGAUUUAAGGACCAGUAAACUUUCUGGUUCCCCUGGGCUAAGCAAAUCUAUGCUCGAUCUUACAACUUCAUCUCAACGAUUCAUCCAGAGACAUGACUCAUUUUCCAGUGUGCCUAGUAGUUCUUCUUCAAGAAAAAAUUCUCAGGGCAGUAACAGAAGCCUGGAUACAAUUACCCUAUCAGGAGAUGAAAGAGACUUGGGGAGAUUGAAUGUGAAAUUGUUUUAUAAAUCUUCAGCAGAACAGAUCUGGAUCACAGUUUUACAGUGCAGAGAUAUAAGUUGGCCCUCUAGUUAUGGAGACACUCCCACAAUUUCUAUAAAAGGCGUUUUAACAUUGUCCAAACCAGUACAUUUUAAAUCUUCAGCCAAAGAAGGUUCUAAUGCUAUUGAAUUUAUGGAAACAUUUGUAUUUGCUAUUAAACUACAAAAUCUACAAGCAGCGAGACUUGUAUUUAAGAUUCAAACCCAGACUCCCAAGAAGAAAACCAUUGGAGAAUGUUCUCUUUCACUCAGAACUCUUAGUACCCAGGAAAUGGAUUACUCGUUGGAAAUAAUACCACCUUCAAAAUUUCCUGUUUGCCAAGCAGAACUUGAACUGGGGACUUGUUUUCAAGCAGUAAAUAGCAGGAUUCAGCUGCAAAUUCUCGAGGCACAGUACCUUCCAAGUUCAUCAACACCUCUGGCUUUGAGUUUUUUUGUGAAGGUAGGGAUGUUUAGCUCAGGAGAGCUGAUUUAUAAGAAGAAGACACGCUUACUGAAGGCCACCAGUGGAAGAGUGAAAUGGGGAGAAACUAUGACUUUUCCACUUAUACAGACUGAAAAAGAAAUUGUUUUCCUUAUUAAACUUUACAGUCGGGGCUCUGUUAGAAGAAAACAUUUUGUGGGCCAGCUCUGGAUAAGUGAAGACAGUAAUAAUAUUGAAGCAGUAAACCAAUGGACAGAGACAAUUACAAAUCCGGAAAAGGUUGUUAUCAAGUGGCACAAGUUAUAUCCAUCUUGAAGACUUCGGACAUUAAUUUAGUGAAGAGACAGCUUAACAUUCUUUUAGAACAUACUUUCUAAAACUUGUAAUGAGUUCUAUUAGGUGUACAAAGUGAAUGAAAUGUUUUAAAAUAGUGCCAAAAUAUGAUAAAAUAAAAGGGUAGUAGCAGUAGGCCAACUUAAUGGAUUAUAAAAUCUAUAAAACUAUCAAUCCUAGAUAGAAAUUUCUAUAUUGGUUUUACUUUUGUUUUAAAGAUAUUCAAAACAUAGCACAUCAAUCUUUUUUAAGUACUGUUACAUAUUUACAAGACUUUACCACUUUUCUGUGCUAGACCUGAUUAAUUAGAUCUUGGUUACACUGUUUAUAUCUUUAUAUGUAUUUUUCUCACAACAAAAAUGAAUUGAACCAUUCCAUUAAUUUUUUACUGUAUUUGAGGAAAAUUUGUACCCUACACUUACAAUUUUUUAUCUAUAAGUUAUUGCAUGGACAUUUUAUAAGCUGCUUAUUUCCUGGAGAAUUAGAGAAUUACUUACAUUUUUCAAAGAAUAAAUAAAGCUUGGAGCUAGCAGGAUUGCUUGGUGGGAAAGAUACUUGUCACCACACAGACAGUUUGAGUUCCAUCCCUGAAAUGCAACAUGAUGGAAGGAGAGAAACAAUCCCUUCAUAUUGUUCACUGUCAUUAACAUGUAUACCAUCAAAAUACACACAGAGA